Molecule: messenger RNA, 2900 nt
Organism: Gasterosteus aculeatus aculeatus (three-spined stickleback)
Lineage: Eukaryota; Metazoa; Chordata; Actinopteri; Perciformes; Gasterosteidae
Gene: cass4
Product: Cas scaffold protein family member 4
Biological process (GO): cell surface receptor protein tyrosine kinase signaling pathway; cell migration
Cellular component (GO): plasma membrane; cytoplasm
Molecular function (GO): protein binding
Source: RefSeq, a predicted model, not a curated record
CCACCCCCCUCCCCUAAAACACAGACCUCCGCGCGCGCUCCCACCCAUGGAGUGAGACGGUGCACCGAGAAACUCACUUUCUGCACGCGCGGGACGCCACUCAAACAUGAACAAACUUGCUAAGGCUCUGUACGACAACACUGCGGAGUGUGCAGACGAGCUGGCUUUCAGAAAGGGGGACAUCGUCACGGUGAUGGAUCAGAACGUGGCCGGCACCAGCGGAUGGUGGAUGUGUUCUCUUUACGGACGCCGCGGUCUGGCCCCGGCAAACAGGCUGCAGCUUUUACCACAAACAGGAACCGCCGAGGCCUCGCUGCGCCACGACGUAGCCCAACCCAACCAAAGCGAUGCUGCGACCAACGACAAAACACCGAAUAUCUACCAGAUCCCAAGUGUCCCCCGACCCUGCAGCAGUCCGGCCUAUGAGCGCAUGGACGUGAUCUACAAGGUGCCGUGCACUCCUUCGUCAACUUCAGAGGUUCCAUAUUCGCCAGCACCGAGGAAGAGGAGAGAAGGACCUGACGGGUACAAGCCAUCAAUCUUCAGCGCGACGUCUCGUCCCACUGGGGAGGUUUACGAUGUCCCGAGCCAGGCCAGACGAGCCUCCCUUUUCACCGCAUCAACAACUCCACAACGGGUGCCAAAGAGCAGCAGUCCGGAAGCCUCUUACGUGUAUGCCGUCCCACCGCCUCUGCCUCAAGACUCAAGCUAUGACAUCCCCGUUCCCUCGGCCACAGAAGCCCAACAGAAAAUGACGGCUGGAUGCAGUACCAUUCCCGGCUCCUGCAAGCCUGAGUGGAUCUAUGACGUGCCCGUGGGUCCUGAGAAACAAAGUUCACCCCAAGGCUCCUAUGACCCCUCCAAAGCCAAACUUGUUGACACUUUUCCAGCACACGCUUGGCCCAAUCAAAGAGGCAGUUCCACUGCCCCGCACUAUGAUAUACCGAAAUCCAACUUGCCCGACAUCUGGAGUCCACCCAAAGUGUCCAUUUACGACAAGCCCCCAACUCAGAAGCUUACAGAGGUGGUCAGUGAUCCCCCCAGUGAUCAUAUACCCCUGGAGUGCAGGAGGGACUCAACCAACGCUCACGUACUUGCGAAGGUGCGUCUGCAGCGGAUGAGGAACUUCAUGGCCUGCACAACGUUCCGGGAACUUCCUGGAAAAGGGGAGUUGCCCGGGCGAGAGGACGGCGAGCGAGGUAGAACACAGCUUCUCUCCGCGGCAGAAAGUCAAAGAAUCAGCACGGCCUCCAGCUCCUCCACCAGCUCCUGUGACUCUCUGGCCCUGAGCUCGUCAUCCCCCGAGCUGCUGCGAGAGGUGACGCUCGCCCAGGACGAGGCCUGCUGCAGGCUCCUGGAGCUGCGGGAGUCUGUCUGCCGGGCCGUCCCCCUUCUCAUGGAGUUCGUCAGCAGUCACUGGAGGAGCAGAGAACAUCUGGAGAAACACCUGACGGCAAUCAAACAAGCUGCCGAGGGUAUUGUGUUUUCUCUGACGUCCUUUCUGACCUUUGCACUGGACGUCAAGGGCAACGCCCGCCGUUUGACCGAUACCAACCUUCAGACGAGGCUCAUUAAACAGCUGUCCAUCGUAGAAGACUCAGGGGUGAUCCUACAACAAACAGUGGGCGCUCUGAACACGGCUGGCUGGCCCCUCGACACGCUCUGUCAGGACCCCAGCCAGGUCCAGACCCCUGACCAACUGGAGCGCUUCGUCAUGGUGGCGCGGACUGUUCCAGAAGACGUCAAGUGCCUGGUGUCCAUCGUCAACGCCAAUGGCAAGCUGCUGUUCAGAGCCCCCCAGAAAGCUCCGGUGCCCCCCAACACCAAGGCUGGGCCAGAGACCAAGGAAGGUCCUGACGGUGGACAUGGAGGGAACUCGGUGGAGGAUGACAACGACUACGUAGAGCUACAGACAAAAAAUGACUUCGAAAAACAGCAGAAGAAAGUGCAGAAGGAACCAAAAGAAAACGUCCCGGUCUCAAAAGCACAGCCUGAAGACGAGCGUCUCUCUUGCGAGUCCGGCGGCGACACAGAGGAGCCGCGGUCGGCCUCCCUGACAGAGCACUGCCGCCUCUACUUCGGCGCCCUCCACAAGGCCAUCGGGGGGUUUGUGGGCAGCCUCCAGGACGGCCACCCGCCGGAGAAGUUCAUCUCCAAAAGUAAGCUGGUGAUCAUGGUGGGCCAGAGGCUGGUGGACACCCUGUACAAGGAGGCCCAGCGGGGGGGCUCCUCCCAGAGCCUCCUGGGCAAGAGCAACCACCUGUGUGCUCUCCUGAAGCAGCUGGCCGUGGCCACCAAGAAGGCGGCGGUGCACUUCCCGGACACGCAGGCUCUGCGCGAGGCUCAGGAGUUCGCGAAGGAACUGGCCCAACGAGCACAGCACUUUCGGACAUUGCUUGACGUGUGAGGCUGCACGCCUGGAGCACGUGGACCUGUUUGUACAGCAAAAGACAUUGUUUUGUUCGUCGCCAGUGUCCUUUUAUGUUAUUGCCAUAUUCAGCUACAUUCAAGCUUCACGAGCCAAAAAGAUGCUUUCUGACUGCAGGUGCUGGUUAAAAUAUUAAUAAUAUGAGGAAAAGUGGCAGAACAAUUGAAAUAGAGUUGUAUUUUGUAGCACGAUAAAAGACUAGAUUGCACAUUUAGGAUACUGUACACAAGCCAAUUUAAAAAUGCUUUUAAAAUAUAUAAAGUAUAACAUAAUUUGUUUUAUAUAUUUUACAAAAGAAAUGUAUUCUCUAAAUAUUAUUUGUUAUAUGGUUGAUUUAUGCAUUUUAUUACUUUAUUGUGUAAAAGGUGUCCUCUCCAGGGUAGUAGUCUGAUACAGUCUACUUUUUAUGAAUAUCUCUGUAAAUAUUUAAAAAUAAAUGUGUUGCUCAUUCCCAAACAACACAUGUGGAAUU